GCCGAACAUCGCGCCUUCUCCGACACAGUGUUGAUGGAUGUUGAUGGGGCCAUGGAAGAUAAGCUAUGGCUUCACCCAAGACACUGGACUGGAAGGUCCUGCGAAGCCUUCUGUGGCCAAGGGCGACGGUUCGAGGCACUGCAGCAGAUGUUGAAGCAAGCCUUGGCGGCCAAUGAUGCGUGGCAUCCACGCGACUCUCGCCUGUUGGUGAAUCUGCGCGAGAACGAACUCUGUACUGCUUGCAGUGAUAUAGAGUCAAGGCGAAUCCCAUUGCAGUUCACAGACCUAGUCUGGAGCUAUGUGGAUAGGCAGCACUCCACGGGGAAGCUUUUCGAGGCCGAGACGGAAGACAUGGAGGAGAACCCGAAGUGCGUUUUCCUUUUGGCCCCACGCUGGAGUAUGAUGGAGUUGGGCACUGCCAAAGGCAUUGAUGUCGACACUGAAGAUGUGUGGUUCCUGAACGCACAGCUGUCCGAGGACGAGCGGGAGUAUUUGCUGGGCUACCUGGGUCGUGCAGGUGCACUGCGCUGGGAUUUCAAUCAAACCUACUAUCUCACGAAGAGAGUCUUAGGCUCAGGCGGCUUUAGCAUCGUCUACGACGGGCUGUGCAAGAGAGGGACGAUCAGCCUGCCUGAGAUGCUGUACGAGGAGGACGACAGUGAGGACGAGGAGCAGCUCUUGAAGUCCGGACCGAGCUCCGUCGCGCUUAAGCUCUUACAAAAGAUCGACAGCAGCGAGCAUGCCACUGCUGUCAUCAAUGAGGUCUACUUCCUGUCCCUUUGCGGACGACAUCCCAAUAUCACAAGCCUGCAUGGCACGUGGUUAGCUCCACAGCGCUACAAGACGGUUUGGAUUUUGAGCAUGGAGAGAUACAGCAACGGCCGGCUCUCGGACUACAUCGAUAUGCAUGGUCCCUUCCUGCUGGCACGGGGUGACGUGCUCGCGAUUUGCUUACUCUCCGCCGUGGCCUUCUUGCACAGCAAGAAGAUCCUCCACAGGGACAUUCGCCCAGAGAAGAUCCUCUUGAAUGAUGCUUUGGAACCUAUUUUGGUCGAUCUAGGCCAAGCAGCGCAUUUGGGAGACUCUGUGGCCAUGAUGCGGAGGCUGGGCACUGCUGGCUAUGUGGCGCCAGAGGUUUUGGACACCCGAAGCCCGGGCUAUGGAAGCCUCAGUGACGUCUUCAGCGUGGGCUGUGUAAUGUUCCUUCUUUACUCGGGCAUCGAAGCCUUCCGAGACAUCAACUCCGGCGCCACCCUUCAGCGGACGAUGGCUGGAAAAGCCCGGUUCAAUCACCCAAAGGCUAAGCAGGUGCGCAGUGGCACCCAGCAUUUGCUUCGGAAGAUGCUGGCCCCCAGCCCGAAGAAACGGCCCAAAGCGCACAAGAGUUGCAAGGCAUUGUUCAAUCUGGGCGAUGAAGAGGUGAGAGAAUCUCCUUCAGCACUCAAGGCGAUCGAGAGCUUACCCGAGCAGGAGACCGACAGUGGCAGCUUUGCACGGCUGCAGCCUGUUCAAGAAUUCCGAGAGGACUACGAAGCAGAAGAGAUGGAUGAGACUGAGAUGGGUGAUUCCUCGUUGAGUCCAGCUGCUUGCGUGCAAAUGCGACACAGUGCCGCGACCUUCAAGAGCAUGCCUCCAGGAUUUGUGCCAAGCGUGAUGCAGGUUCCUCGGCCACCGUCCACACAAUCCUCAAGAAGCGAAGGUUUCUUCGGUCGCUUUAGGCGAAUGAGGCAAACAUCAAAGUAGGAGAGCAGAAACGACGCGGCAGACAGACAUGACAGGAGGCCAUCACCAGUAGACAUGACAUGAAGUGGACAGGAGUGAUCUGGUGUUCUCUGUUCAAGCUUUCGGAAAGCGCGUCGAACGACGAAGAGUUGGGCGUGUUUUCGACUCCGAUGGGUGAAAGUAUGUGAAAAGCUAUUUCGAUCCUCGGACAGGCGCUCACUGUGUUUUUUUAAAAGCCGGUGCCAGAAUCAUCCAGCCGAAGAUGGGGCCAGAGUGAAAGUUGGAAAGAC
Messenger RNA from Durusdinium trenchii, 2012 nucleotides. The record is from the annotation of a GenBank genome assembly. NCBI's taxonomy places the organism in Eukaryota, Dinophyceae, Suessiales, Symbiodiniaceae.